GCGGCGUGGUGAGAGCAAGGAGCAGCCCGGCGGCUCUCAUUCAUUACCAACAACAAAACACCGACAAAAAUCAACCGACAGAUUCUCCGCCAUCAUGCCGUGUCGGAAAGAGAACUACAUCUUUCUGGAACAGUCCGUCACCGUCGACUCCAAAGAAGUAGACGCGCUGGUGACGAAAAUCGGCGAGGCGCUGCAGCUCCACAACAACAGCGGCGGCCAUCAGAAGACCGUGUCCGUGUCAAUGUCGUGUCUGCACGGGCUCACCGGCGGCACAAACACCGGGGUCAAACCGGCCGGCGGCACUGGAGCUUCGGCGCAGACGCGGAGCGGCUGCUGCAUGCGGCUCAGGAGCAAAGGACACCGGGGGAGCAGCAGGGCGAGCCCGUAUAACAUACCCGGGUCUAACGGUGAGCAGGACUGGGACCAAAUCAAACCGUGGAACAAAAAGAGAAUCACCGUAGAGGAGGAUGACCCACACCGCCUCCUUCAGGAACUAAUUUUAUCCGGGAACCUGAUUAAAGAGGCCGUGAGGAGGCUGCAGUUCUCCGCCGCAGACUGUGGAGAUUUCCCCAAGGCGGCAGACAACGUGCCGUGCUGAUAACGUAACGGAACCGGGGGACGAACACACGCUCCUGGGUGGAUACGACACUUGGGACUGUUCACGCGGACUGUUUAGAAUAAUAUUUCACAGGACUGGUAGCUAUGUUUUCUAAUUUCAUCAGUUUUUCAUCGAAUUGUCUGGCCAUAGAUUGUACCCGUAGAUGCCGCCAUGACCGCUACGUCUACGUGUAUGUAUCUGUGUAUCCUCGCGAGCAGUUAGCAAAGCUAGCUGACUAGCCACCCGGCUAAUGAGCCGUGUUGUUUAUGUUUGAAUGUCUCCUUGUGGGGUCAGACGUCCGGGCUACCGACGAGGUUUGAGCCACUUUAACGACCUUUUUCAUGAGCAGAAAGGGAGAUUUUCACCCAGUGAAAGCCAGUGCUAGCAAGCUGCGGUGUUUGAAUGCGAAAAUAACAACACAAGGCUGAUUUAUUAAGGUGGAAAAUGGAGUCCUGUGAUUCCGGAACAAUAGGUUUUCUUUUCUGACUAAUGGAGGGCAGGAAGUGCUGGCUUAUUCAUUUCUUAUUUACCACUGCAUCCUGGGAUUUGUUCAUGUGUUCUAGGGGAGGGGGGUUUGCUCAUUGCUAGCCAUUCCCUGCUUUAGCAGACCAUUAAAAUGGGGGUUGGGUGGUCUAGUAGCCCAUUUUUGUUUACAAUCUGAUGCUGUAUGGGCUAAGGUUGUCGAUCCAUUGAUACCCUUUUGAUACCACGUGACAAACAAUACAGUCUCUGCUAUUUUUAGCGUCUAGAGGUACUAAAAAUCCCUUAUUAGAAGACAGGCUUACAGGAGAGGAGUGCAUCCAGCAAAUGCACAAUCAAGCACUGUCUGAAUUGCACUCAGCAACAUUUCAGUAUUUAACAUGUAUGCAGAAGUCUGCCUGCACUUUCUGAUAGUGGAAAACAACAUUGAUUUCCUUUGACUUCUGUUUUUCUUGCCAUGGUAGCAAAGAGGUAUCAAAAUAAUCAGAUUUCUUUUGGUAUCUUUAAGUGUACUAACUUGACAACCUUAGUUAAGAGAAUAGAAAGGAAUUGCUCCCUCUUUUCUCUCAUUUCAAGCGAGGUUUGUCAGUGAGUUGUCCCUUAACAGCCAUCAGCACACCCAGCAUAAACCAGAAAAAUGAGAGUAAACAAUUAUUUGAUAUUUUGCCCUUUAAAUGCCGCCUAAAUUCAUCCUGUGUUCUCUCAGGACAACUCGCUGCACCUCUGUCCACGGCAGCUCCACAUUUCUCUCAUAAUAUGUCUUUCUGUGUUGGGGAUCAUGGACAUCAAACGUGGAGAAGUGGGGGCAUGGGAAAGCAGAGAAAACACGCCCUUUUCCCACAGGGCUUUGGGUGAUGUGUAACACUUUGUUUGCAAUGCUUUGGGGGGAAAAGGUCGGCUGUCACGUGACAAAACUUUUGUGGUGCUUUCACCUUUUUGGAAUUCCGACGGGGGAGUUCCGUCUGUGUUUUUUUUAAGUGUUUCUUCUCUGUGUAAAGAAAAAUCACCACGAUUGCUUCGUAACGAAGUAUCUGAUAAUGUUCCUGAGUUUUCAGGGUUCUUUAUUGUUGUCUUAAUAAACUCAUUUUUGUUUUUCCAGAA
Molecule: messenger RNA, 2179 nt
Organism: Cheilinus undulatus (humphead wrasse)
Lineage: Eukaryota; Metazoa; Chordata; Actinopteri; Labriformes; Labridae
Product: glycogen synthase kinase binding protein
Exons: 1
Coding region: 95-598 (167 amino acids)
Cellular component (GO): cytoplasm
Source: RefSeq, a predicted model, not a curated record